ACGCAGCUGGCGGCGGCGGCGGUUGGGGGCUGAGCCCUCGGAAGCCCCGCGCGCUGCGGCUGCUAUGGAGGUGCCCUGGGUGCUGCUGGCCGCCGCUCUGCUCCCGCUCCUGCCCCCUGGCAGGACCGCCAGGCCGCUGCCCACCCUGGCCCCGCCGCUGAGCAUGGUGGUGGCCGGGCAGCGCCGGCGGCUGGUGGUCUGCGUGGUGAGCGACCUGGCCCCCAGCUCCGGCCACGCCGUCUGGAUCUCCAGCGGGAACGGCAGCACCCUGCAGUCCUUCACCUACGGGGCCUCCCAGGAGGAUGGUGGCACCGUCUGCACCAUCUCCCUCCUCCCCGAUGACCCCCCUGCCGAGGGGAAUCUCGCCUGCCACGUGGGGCCCAACAGAACCUCCCCGGCCCACAGCUCCAGCCCCGUCCGCAUCACGGGCAACGAAGAGGCGGCAGAGCCGUGUCCCGGCAGCACGGCCGUGUGCAAGUAUGUGGCGGUGGAGCUGAAAUCCGCUUUUGAGGAGACCGGCAAGACCAAGGAGGUGAUUGACACCAAGUACGGCUUCCUGGACGGGAAGGGCUCUGCCGUCAAGUACACGCAGUCGGACAUCCGGUUAAUCGAGGUGACAGAGAACAUCUGCAAGCGGCUGUUGGAUUACAACCUGCACAAGGAGAGGAGCGGCAGUAACAGAUUCGCAAAGGGCAUGUCGGAGACGUUUGAGACCCUGCACAACCUGGUGCACAAGGGCGUCAAGGUGGUGAUGGACAUCCCCUACGAGCUGUGGAACGAGACCUCCGCUGAGGUGGCUGACCUCAAAAAGCAGUGCGACGUGCUGGUGGAGGAGUACGAAGAUGUGAUCGAGGACUGGUACAGGCACCACCAGACAGAGGAUCUCUCCCAGUUUCUCUGCGCCGACCACGUGCUAAAAGGGAAGGACGCAAGCUGCCUGGCAGAGAAGUGGACGGGCAAGAAAGGUGACUUGGCAAGCGUGGGGGAGAAGCAGAGCAAGAAAAAGAGCGGGAAGAAGAAGAAGGGCCGGAAGGAUGAGAGCGAGGGAGCUGCCAGCCUCCCGGCCGCAGGGGAGGCCCUGGAGGAGAGCGGGGUCCAGGAGGAGGCUCCGCUCACCCACAGCCCAGCCGAUGAGCUGUAGGCACGCAGCCCCAGCCCCCGCGGCCACCCGCUCCGGGGUCUCGCCCUGCCGUGUCCUGUGGGUACCAAAGGAAAAGGGACUUGGGUCACGGUGUGAGCAACCCCAGGGAGGCCAGAGCUCCCGGCCCAGACUUGCCAGCUUGGGUGCGAUCCUGCGAGCAGGGGGGUGGCACGGAGCCGCCGACCCAGCCCUGCUGCCUCCCUGCUGGGGCUCCAGCUGCGGGAGGCCGCGGGUGCUGCCCCGGCGCCGGCUCCUCGUCCUGCCCGCGCUGCCCGCACCCUGCCAGGACUGUAAAUAAAGACGUUUUCCCCAGAA
Gymnogyps californianus (California condor) is the source of this 1456-nucleotide messenger RNA. RefSeq names its product canopy FGF signaling regulator 3 (gene CNPY3). The record is from RefSeq and is a predicted model, not a curated record. Bases 65 to 1141 code for a protein of 358 amino acids. The transcript has 8 exons. Lineage: Eukaryota; Metazoa; Chordata; Aves; Accipitriformes; Cathartidae.